Molecule: messenger RNA, 674 nt
Organism: Drosophila montana
Lineage: Eukaryota; Metazoa; Arthropoda; Insecta; Diptera; Drosophilidae
Exons: 1
Coding region: 167-559 (130 amino acids)
Source: RefSeq, a predicted model, not a curated record
UAGGCGAGACAUUUUCAGUCUCAUAUUUCGAUACGUUUUAACCAAAAUUCAAUCCGGAAUUGUUUCAUAUUUUGAGCCUUUGGCCACAGAAACUCCAACUCCAAGCGAAAUUCGAAUUUUCCACAACAAAAAGAAGUAAAAAAAAAAUACAUAUAUAUGAAGAGAGAUGUGCAAUCGUACGCGUUGGGGACGCAUCGAUCCCAGUGUUCAGGUCGAUUUGGUGCAGGGUCCCGCUGAUCGUGUGCUCCAGCUGGACCAUCGAACGCUGCCGAGUUAUGUGGAACAGCAGCUGCUGUUGAUGGCGUCACCAUCGCCGUUUCUCAAUUUCCUGAACAAGUUUCGGCUGGACGAGAUUUUGAUCAAUCAUCAGCUGAAAGGCGUCUACACGAUGCGCACCUCGGCGACGGUCACCGAAGUGGCCACGCACGCCUGGCGCAUCAUGAGCAUGCCCGAUCGUCAGCCGUACAUACAGCUGGCCCGCAAGGCCCAGCAGAUACAACAGGCGCGCGUGCUCCACUUUCUGGGCAACAAUUGCCGCCGGCCCGCGAAGCCCUCCUAGUUCCAAGUUUCAAGUUUUUCAUGUCGUUCCAUUCUGUUUACUUGACUUGUCACUUGCCCAAUUGAUCAGCGGAAAAAGAAAUACAACAAAUUAUUGAUUGAUCCCUCAUUCCUAA